AUGUCAGCAAUAAUUUCAUUAUCAAAUUUAACAACAGAAAAAACUUUUCGAAGAUUAUUAUUAUCAACUGAAAAACUUUCCGAAGAAAAAUCUAUUGAAGAUUGGAAACUUAAUCAAUUUGUUAAAGCAUUAACAGAUAUGUUAAAUGAUAUGCGUAAAUCAAUGAAUCGACCAAGUUCAAAACAACUUGAUGAAUAUAAACGAAGAAUUGAUAUGCUUCGUGAAAAUAUUGAUUCAACUAAAUUAGAAGAUCAAACAUUUCCUCGGCAAGUUAUUCAACAAAUACCAACAGAUAUACCUGUUAAAGAACAACAAACUGAAGUUACAACUACAUCAAUAUCUUCAACUGAAAUAGAAAAAACUCUUAGUACAUCAAAUAAAUCUGAUCGUCAACAUUCAAAUCGACAACAACAACAUAUACAAUCUGAAGAAGAUAAACAAGAUGAAAUAGCUACAUCAAUGAGAAUAACAACUAAAAGUCUUUUAAAUAAUGCAAAACUUCUUCAUGAUGUUGUUAAAAGUGAUCAAAAAAAACUAACUGAAGCAGAAAAUUUAAUUGAUAUUAAUACAGCUAAACUCAAUAUUCAAAGUAAACGUUUAAAACAUAAUGCAUAUAAUGUAUCUAAUUGUUGGAUAUAUUUAAUGCUUAUUAUUGUUAUUAUUACAUUUAUUUAUUUAACAUUAUUUAUGCGAAUGUUUCGUAAACGAAUAAGAACAAUAACACAUUCAAAUAUUGGAUCGAAAUCAAGUUUAAUAAAUCUUUCGAAUAAUCAAACAACAAUCAAUAUUACAAAUGUAACAACAACAACAAAAUCUACGGAUUAUAUAAGUUUAUUGUUAAAUUAUGCGAACGAAAAUCAUACAGAUUUAUAA
Messenger RNA from Rotaria sordida, 873 nucleotides. Lineage: Eukaryota; Metazoa; Rotifera; Eurotatoria; Philodinida; Philodinidae. The record is from the annotation of a GenBank genome assembly.